GUAAACAAAAUACAUAUGCGCGCAUAACGACAAGCGCUAAGCAGGCCUGGACAAGUGUUGUGUUUUACCUUUGCAAGAGAAGUUCCCGUGUCGAAUUUGCCGAAUCGUGCCUAUUCAAAAGAGCGCGUGCUACUUUAAGUAUUUAAACGUAUCUAUGACCGCUUCAGCAAUGCCUUAAACAAACUUUGGAGACAAGAUGAGCCUGAAUUGGAGGCGGAAUGACUACUUUCAGCGGUUACUGGAGGAGGGUCCUGCAAGCCACUCCGCCCUGGAGUUGUUGGUAGACGAUCUUCACCGUGAUAAAGCCCACACCAUCGGGGCGUUUCUCGAUCACUACGGCUCUGAAGAUUUCCUGUGGGGCUUGGUCCGAAUGCUGAGUGCUGAAAAUACCAGGGUUGCUGGAAACUCCGCCUACAUAUUUGGCACUGUUGCUGAGAGUGUUGAAGGUCAGCAGAGAGUGCUAUCACUUAUCAAUGGACCACACCCCCAGAAUAUCCUGGCUGAUUUGACUAACAUGCUUGACUACGAUGAUGAUGAGUCUGUCAUGAAUGCUGCUGGUACCCUGGGAACACUGGCUGAGAGCUCAGGUGGAAGAGAAUGGAUGUUAAAGGAACCGUGUCUGCAAGUGACCAUCAGUAGAGUGACUGGUUUACUGAACAGUAACAACCUCUGGACAGCUAGCAAUGCAGCCUUGGUCUUAGCAAGAUUAUCGAUAGCAGAGGAGGGAUGCCAGCUAAUGUUAGACCACAGUUUUUGUCAUCAGAUCUUGACCAAGCUUGUAGAAUCCCUUGGUAUAGAUGAAGCAGGACGAGGCAUGAAUGCAGCCUUUGCUUUGGGUAGAUUGUGUGACUUGGAGACAGGUAGAAUCAGACUACUACAACAUCCAGACUCCGAAAAAAUGAUGAGUAGACUGUGCAGCAUGCUCUCCAGUAAAGACUCAGGGUGUGGCAAGAACGCUUGCUAUGCCAUUAGUUGCCUAGCAACCAGUACUCAAGGUCAUGGCAGGUUGCUAGGUCACAAUAAUUCGGAGGUCAUGUUGCAGAGGCUGGGGUCACAACUGAGUAACGAGGACUCUGAGACAGCAUGGUUUGCUGCUAUGACAUUGCGGACACUAGCAAGUAAACGAGCUGGUUGUUUAAGGUUGCGGAAUCACCCCCAUGUUGUCCCUGCUCUACAGAUUGUUCAGUGCAAAGACCUAUCACAUCAAGAUUUGAAGGAAGAGGUGGCACUGACGUUAGAACUCCUGAAGACAUUACACCAACCUAGGCCACCUAGGCUAGAGGUCAAAGGUUAUAGUGAUAUCCAUGCUGCUUGGGAUGAAGUCACAUUGAAGAGUGGUUUGGAAGUCACCUACAGGUUGUAUAGUGAUUCUGACGUCAUUUACGAAGGGAAAUCUCUCAGUCAUCUUGUCACUGGACUCCGAGCCGACACACGGUAUUCCUUCAGACUUCAGCUCAGUACCGAAGGUGAUGAUAGCCCAUUAAGUGAGGUUACUUUGGCAACCACUGAAGAAUCUCCACCUGAUGCCCCACAAGGGCUGAGGAUUCUGGCAGUGACGAUCUCCCAGCUCAAAUUAGGCUGGGCACCUCCUGAAUUCAACAAUGGUGCCCUGAAGGGAUAUGUGGUUUAUAAUAGAAAACAGCAGGUAGAGACAACAACAGAGUUGAGUAGCAUUGUGAGUGGUCUGACGCCAGGUACAACCUAUGAUCUUCAUGUGUGUGCCUUCAACCACAAAGGUAAAGGACCUAAAGCCACCAUUACAGCCACUACAACAGAGCUAGGCAAGCAUGCUCCUGGUAAGCCUAACCUGACGGUCAGAGGUCGUAGUGAGAUCCACGUUACAUGGACACCCCCAGAGUUCCCCCUUGGUCGACUUCAUCGCUUUGAGUUGACCCAGAAUGGGAAGGUCAUCUACUCAGGCACAGAGCUCAGCUACACAGCUCAUCGACUCACUCCCAACACUGAGUAUAAAUUCACUGUUAUUGCUGUGACCAGUGAAGGAAAAUGUGAAAGUGAUGCAGCCAAAAAGAAAACUCCAAAAGAUGAAUACAACGUGCAAUCAACAGCUCCUAUUUUCUUCUCUCAUCCAGUCAGAGCAGGAGAAGAUGCAUCAGGAAAGAGCAAAGAAAAGAGCCUCAGGACCCAGUCAAGGCACGGUCGCAAGAGGGGAAGCUCAGCAAGAAGGAAACAGUCACUGACUCAGUCCUAUGUUUUCUGGCAGCGACAUUUGAAGCAGCCAAUAUCACCAACUUAUACUGAACCUCCAAGUUUGCAUUCUUCUUCACGUCCCUCAUCAGGAUUUAGUGAUGAUAGUUCACACUCCAAAACCCAGUGUAGGCCAAAGAGAUCUGUUGGUGGUUUUGAAAAAAGGGCUAAUAAAUCAUCGACAACAAUGGAACCUGUAGCUGAAUGGAGCAAUGAGCGAAGCUCAACAUCAUCCUCAGAGACUGGGGAGGAGGAUGAGGAGGAUGAGGAGAGAUGGCCUGGUGCUGAUCACCUCAGCUAUAGAACCUCAAUCACCUUACGUGCUAGGCAUGGGAAAGCUCCAGAGAGUGCUUCAUCUAUAAAGACAUCCUUUUCUGGUGAUCACACUGGCAUAUUCUCUGAAGGGAAUAGGUUUCUGGAUAACCCUACCUCAAAACACAAACACAAAGGCCAUCGGGAAAGCAAAAGGAAAGCAUCAACCGAAAUGGAGCAUGUAAGGCUGACACAAGCAGAGAGGUCAAAUCUUGAUGAAGUCAAACCCGAGGUCAGAGGUCAUACCAAAGCACAUGUAAAUUCAAAAGAGGCUAAUGAUCAUACCAGUACAAACCAAAGAUAUAGCCAGGAAGCAAGUGCCUUAAAUCUGCCCAAAAGCACAGUGCAUUCUGUCAAGACUAAACACUUGGCUGAUAACCAAGGCAACCAUGAAUCCGAUCCAGCCACUUUUAAACUGGAUAGACUGUUACGCAGCUUGAAAAAAACCAGCACUCAAAGGACUGUGUUGAAUUCCCACCGAGCCAUAGUGCCAGGCAAGGAGAGCUUACAGCGGACGCCUACAAGUGUGACUUGGGACCCUAGAGUGAGCAGCAGCAUAGGCUCAAGCUCACAAUUAGCAAAGCAAGACUUGAGAUUAGAUGGUGUGCCACCCUCUCGAGAUACAACAACAAGAGAAAUUGCUACUUCAGGCAAGGAAUUUACACUCUUAGCCAAUGGUCAGAUUGUGUAUAGGGAUUCAAGGUCAGGAAGUGGGACAUCAAAGAAGUCAUCCUCAUCAUCUGAGGCAACGACUGCCAAGUCAGAAAAGAAACCACUCAGAGAGAAGCGGCGUACCUCAUCUAAAACUUUGCAUGGAGAAAUGUCAUUGCAACCUCUUCACCAAGAAGGAUUCAUUGCAGCUGAUGCACCUAUUCCUGACAUUCCAUGGGAAGGAGGUGAUGGGUCAAAAGUUACAAACACAGCUCCACCGGCUACUUGGAUAACUCAAACCAAGACUGCCUUAGCUGAUAACGCUAUCCCGUUCCGUAGUGCCCUCGCUGACUAUUCAUCUUUCUACCAACGAGCUAACUCCAUCAUCAGUAGUCACAGACCAACUCUCAAGAAAAACCUGGCCAAAUUAGCUAGCUACCCUGGAGCCUUUCCUAUGCAGCAUGGAGUCACAGCUAUCCAGUAUGAACCAGACUUCCCUACCAGUAAACCAGUAACCACAAACAAGUACCAGUUUAUCCCAACGCAGUACAGAACACAGCCAACCAACCUGCCAGGUCAGACCACACACAAAAGAGGACCCAACACCAAUUUGUACGAUAAAAGUGCUUAUGUGAAGAAACUUGAAGCUCUGUCUCAGCUGAGUGCGGGACAUAAGACUGGAAUGGUAUGCCAUGAAUGUAAUCAUCCGGAGACUGAUGGACUGAUCACACCUAAAGCAGCAGUGGCACUGAAAUAUUCACAUCGCAAUGAUCUCUCAGUGUCUGUGGGAGGAUCUAGGACAAAGAAUAGUCCAGUACCAGACAUAGCCAGCUGAUUGCAUGUGACACCACCUGGAACCAGGCUCAGAAAAGAGCACCUUCUAAAUAGCUUUUUCUAGUACAUGAAUAAUUAUCACACCAGCUAUUAGAAAUAGUCUCCUUGUUCAAAUACUUUCCAAAGUCUCCACCAUUUUGUAAAGCAUCAAGGCAUGCCAACCAUGCCGUCUUAAUGUCUUUGAAUUACAAAGGCUCACUUCACACAUUUGUUCAGUUGAAUUUGCAAUUUAUUCACCAUGUUUGCCUUGUCAAUCCAGUGAUGAGGAUAAUCAUAUUCUUCUUUUGCAGUACAUGCAUUCGGUUGAAAUUUUCUCACUUAUUGCCAGUAAUGCAGAAAAGGAUUGCCACUGUUUUACCUUAGACCAACAGAUCAUGUGGCCUUCACCUGGCCUCAGCCAAGGGUUGCACUACUGUCACCACCCAUUACUGUAUGUGUGUUAGGAGGUUAAUGUUUUUGAAUCCAGAGUCCAUUAUGUAAAUAUUGGAAAAUCUAAUUUUGAUCAUGUCAUAAUAUGUGUGGUUCACAUUUUUUGAAAUUGUAUAAAUCUAUCUUAAUUGUAUAUUUAGAAAAUAUGUUUACAUAAUUUGGCAAAGUAAUUUGAUUGAUGAAUAUUUUUAAAUAAAUUUAUCUUUUUGUAUCAUAAGAAAUGCUGCAAUGAGGAUAUUGUAAAAGGUAAAAAUCCCUAUUUCAGUAUUUGUUAACCUGCAAAAAUUACCUAAGAUUAACCACUUGCUGCUAGGGUAUCUGGUAUUGGGCACUUAGGCUUUUUUCAAGGAGCCGGGGAGCCCGAAAUCGGAACUUUAAUUAAGAAAGAAUUAAUAAAGCCCUUGGGUUUUUUUUUUUUUAAGUUUGUUGCCCUCAGUCCAAAGUUUAGGUCAGCAACCGAGGUAAUUAGGCAAUAAUGGGUUCCUGGGACCUGAUUCAUAGCCGGGUUGACCGAACUUGUAUAAUCCUUGAAUAAAGAACGAGCUGCUGGGACUUGCCAGUGCAGAGCACUGGCUGUAAGUGGAGGUAAUCCACCUUUUGUACGAGAAGAAUGAACUGGCCCGGGCGCUGCUGGCCCAUGACACGUUGACUGACAGGGGUCACCCCGACGCUGCUGAGAAUAAAAUUGUGGUGUAGUGGCCAUCUCGUGCAUAGUGGAUCCCAAAUUAUCAGUGUUAAGCACUUUUUCAGAGCACUGACAAUAUGUCUGAUGUAAUUUCUGGAGAGUCAAGUUCUUCCAGCUGUGAAAGCAAUUUUUUCAGGCGAGUUCAGAUGAGGAUUCCUCAUCUAAUUCACCAUUGGCGUCACCUGCCCGAGCACAGUCAAGCACAGAGAUAGACAGUGAUCUACCCCUGGCCAUAUACGCCAAGUGUGAGAGACAGUCCCCUACACAGACCGCCGCAUUGACCAGCAGCAGUACCGCACUUUUGAAGAUGAAGACAGCAUGUGGAGAUGAAGGAGAGGUGGUGACCAAC
Molecule: messenger RNA, 5465 nt
Organism: Acanthaster planci (crown-of-thorns starfish)
Lineage: Eukaryota; Metazoa; Echinodermata; Asteroidea; Valvatida; Acanthasteridae
Molecular function (GO): protein binding
Source: RefSeq, a predicted model, not a curated record